AUGAAUGCUUCCGUAUUUUUACAUCAUUUUUGUGAUUUACAUGGACCAACUAUUCUACUUUGUACAGAAACGCAAUAUAUCCAUGAUUGUGAUGAUGAUGAUAUGUUAAAGCUAUUUUAUUCACAAUACAUUAAAGCUGAAAAUUCGAAUACAAAAACCACAUGCAAGUCUUGUACAUUAUCACUUGAUCCUGUCCUUAUUUCAUCGAUUGAUAGAGAACGUCAUCUCUUGUUUAUAUCCGCACCCAGUCCAAAUAAUCAAGAAUUAUAUAAAAUUGGAAGAAAUGCUUGUUUAAGAAGUCUCAACUGUGAGAGAUCGUCUGAUAAUGAUAAAGGUGUUUUAUUUGGUGAUGAUGAAAGUGGCUAUUGUCUGUCCUUUACAUUUUCGAUAAAAGAUUUUCACGCGCGUGGUAAUCAACGUCUCUACUCUCUUUGUUAUUUAACAUCUGAUAAAUAUUACAUCAUUUCUUUAUUGCCAAUUAUUAACGAAUAUGUGAAACUAAUUGCUGGAUGGAUACAAAAUGAUGCUAAUUUGAUGUAUGAAAAAGAGGCAAGAGUUAAAAUAACAACUCCAACGCCAUCAACAACAUCGUCUUCAAGAUAUGGUCAUAUAACAACAUUACCAACAUAUGUUUAUCGAAUGCCACCUCGUACGCCUAUUAGUAAGACACUAUCAGAAAUCACACAUGAUCAACAUAUAGCUUAUAGGAUACAUUCACUCUUUGUAUGGUUAUUACGAUUGACCAAUUCGGCUAUUCAAGAAAAUCUGUUUGAUGCUAUGCCAACUGAAGAAGAUACCACAAGAAUUGAAAGAAAAGGUACAGUAUGA
Didymodactylos carnosus is the source of this 828-nucleotide messenger RNA. NCBI's taxonomy places the organism in Eukaryota, Metazoa, Rotifera, Eurotatoria, Philodinida, Philodinidae. The record is from the annotation of a GenBank genome assembly.